UUACUGCUGCUGUGUGUUGCAUUCAUGGUCACUCUGGAACAGGAAACAGCAGCAUAGUAAUUAUAUGAUUAUAUCACCACAGUUCGUUAAACUGCUCUAACCGACGGCUCUCAUGGCCUUAAGAAUAGCGUUUGGGGCGAACUGGUCACCAGGGUGGGGCAUACUGGUUUGUUGUUGCUCUGCCUGUGUCCCGUGACAAUCCUCUGUGACGAGACGAGAAAUGCUGAAUCAAUAGCCCGGAGCAUGACAGACAGUCACACCAGUCUGAAACUCAUUUCCCGAUCCGAGAUAGUUGUGUCUCUCAGCUUUCACCCAGACACUGCUACUUGCGUUUUGUACGGAGCUUUGUCUGCGUACAGCUAGUAAGGGUCGACAAAAGGCAACGCAUUGAUUGUGACAGAUGGGCUUUUGUGUGAAAUCUACGACUCACCACCAACAUGACCUCCAGCGUCACACGUAGAGUAGUGCGUACGGGUGGGAGUUGUCUGCUGAAACGCAUUGUUGUGUUGGGGGAUGAGCCGUCCGUGCUGCUCGCGCUGCUGAGUGCUCCUGGUCGGCUGUGGCUAGCCAGCGACUCUAGCCUAUGAAUGGUCCACAAAGCAGAUAACCGUGUGUUCUCUGUUGAAUCCAAAACCGAAACUUCACGGGCACCAAGCUGGCCUGUUUCUUAUUUUACUAGUAGCUGAACAGAGCCCAGUAUCGCCCGUUGGAUGAGAACACUGUGUACGGAAUUAGAGCCACUUAGCAGGCCAUAUCGCCAUUGCUUUGUACGGCUGCUGGGUAGCUACCGUCUUCCUCAACUAGCAAAACUGUGCGUGAACCCGAGCAACACGGAGCGCCAAGAUGAAAAAGAAAGCUCGGCAGCACCGUGUUGCGGUGCAGCAGAGGCCGCCCUCUCCUAUCAAGCCUUCCCCCAACAAGCAGAUCCUGACUUACGCCCAGGCACAGCGCAUGGUAGAGUUCGAUGUCGAUGGCCGCCUCCAUCGAAUCAGCAUAUACGACAGGCUGGACGUGGUCUCGGAUGAUGACCCCCUGAUGCAGGAGAUGAUGGAGUGCACCAGCAAUAAGGAGAAUACUGAGAAACCACAGCAGCAGGUCCUCCUGAGGUCCGUCAGGCUAAAAAACAACCAGGAGAAGAGAAACGCUGCGCUGGGCAUCACCAGUCAUGGAGAGGGAAGUGGACAUCAGGCUGCUGGUAAUCCCGGUCCAAAACUUCAAGAACCUAAAUUUCGUACAGUGGAGUAUAACCUUCCAGCAGUUCCCAAACGCUCAUUUGCCUUUUACAAAUACACGGAGAAAACGGAGGAAGAGCUGGACGAGGAAACUGAGUAUGACAUGGAUGAGGAAGAUUAUGCCUGGCUGGAAUUGGUGAACGAAAAGCGGAGAAGUGAAGGGGUCAGUCAGGUCUCUCACAACGUCUUUGAGUUCCUUAUUGACCGCUUUGAGAAGGAGUUGCACCUGGAGAGUCUGGAUCAAAGUAGCGAAAAGCAAGCUCCCAUCGAUGAGGACGCCGCCUGCUGCAUCUGCAUGGACGGAGAGUGUCACAACAGCAACGCCAUCCUGUUUUGUGACAUGUGUAAUGUGGCCGUUCACCAGGAAUGUUACGGUGUGCCCUACAUUCCUGAGGGCCAGUGGCUAUGCAGACACUGCCUCCAGUCACCCAACCAGCCUGCAGACUGCAUCCUUUGUCCCAACAAGGGUGGGGCAGUGAAAAAGACAGACGAUGACCGCUGGGGUCACGUGGUGUGCGCCCUCUGGGUCCCCGAGGUCGGCUUCUCCAACACCACCUUUAUCGAACCAAUCGAUGGUGUCAGCCACAUUCCUCCAGCCCGCUGGAAGCUCACCUGCUACCUCUGCAAGGAGAAAGGCGUGGGGGCGUGCAUCCAGUGCCACAAGGCCAACUGUUACACCGCCUUCCACGUCAGCUGCGCCCAAAAGGCUGGCCUCCAUAUGAAGAUGGAGCCAAUCAAAGAGGUAACGGACACCGGGGAACCCACGUUCUCUGUGAAAAAGACGGCCUACUGUGGAGCUCACACACCUAACGGGUGUGUGAGGAGGCCUGUUGCAAUAUACGAUGAUGCCAAACCCAAAAAUGGACUAUGUAAAAAAGUGGACAAAGGAAGAGGUAAAGGACAGUCAAAAGGAAAGAAGAAGAGUAAGAGUAAGAAACCUGAACCUGAACCAGAACCUGAAAGUGAAGCUGCGACCCCUGCUACUGUGCCUACGUUUCCUUCUCACAGGUUACAAACCAUUCUGAACCAGGUGUCAGUCCAGAAGAAGAAAGCAUUUGUGGAGCUGGUCCUAAAUUACUGGACACUGAAGAGGCAAUCCAGGAACGGGCUUCCCCUCAUCAGACGGCUUCAGACAAGCAUACAGUCUCAGAAGCAUGCACAACCGAGGCAGAGCGAGGAGGAGAGCAGGGCAUUGAAGGAACAGCUGAAGGAGUGGCAUCGUCUCCGACACGACCUGGAGAGAGCCCGGCUGCUGCUGGAGCUAAUUCGCAAGAGGGAGAAGCUCAAGAGGGAGGAGAUUAAACUGCAGGAGGCCCUCCUGGAGAUACAGUUGAGUCCCUUCAGUAUUUUGCUCCGAGCUCUCUUGGACCAGCUCCAGACGAAAGACCAGGCCAAGAUCUUCACCCAGCCGGUUGAUGUCAAUGAGGUGCCUGACUACCUCGACCACAUCAAGCACCCGAUGGACUUCUCCACCAUGCGGCAGCGCAUUGACGCACAGGCCUACAACAACUUUGAGCAGUUUGAGAGUGACUUCAACCUCAUUGUUGAUAACUGCAUGAAAUAUAACUCAAAGGACACCUAUUUCUACCGGGCUGCCGUUCGCCUCCGAGACCAGGGCGGGUCCCUGCUCAGGAAGGCCCGGCGAGACGUGGAGAAAAUCGGCUUCGACUCGGAAAGCGGCAUGCAUCUGGCCGAAGCUCCUGAAAUCAAAACACCAGCAUCCUUUUCUUGGGAGGACGUGGACCGCCUACUAGUGCCAGCCAAUCGGGGGCAUCUGUCUCUGGACAAGCAGCUGCAGCAGCUACUGGAGAAGUUCGACCUGACCUGCGCCAUGAAGUCCAGCCCCUCCCGCAGCAAGCGCAUGAAGCUGCUCAAAAAGACCAUCAACGACGUGCGCAACGAAAUGAGCCUAAAGAGAGUCCUACCCUCCCACCACCACCAUCACCACCACUCUUCCUCCUCCACAGCUCCCUCAACUUCAUCUUCAGCAGCUGCCUCCCAACCAGAGAUUAGUCAAGCUAAAGAAGAGAGUUUGAAGCCCAAUGGACAUUUUCCAGAUGAUGAGGGAGACAAGUCUCUUCCUCCCAAACUGGAGCCCUCAGACUCCAUUCCCCCUCUCAUCCACUCAGACGCAGACUCCGAGCCCCCCACCCUCAAACCAAUUGACGCCGCCCCUGACUGUGAAGACAAGCACCCCAGCAAGCGUGUCAAGUUCGACGGCGACAUACCAGACCUGCUCUCCUCCGCUCCGCGCCUCAACGGCCACUCCCACGACAGCCUCCAGAGCUCACUGCUGGACGGGGACGUGAGCGUGGUGGCCACGUCGACCCUUGCGGAGCCCACGGGCACAGUUAACCGCCGGACGGCCGUGCUCUUCCGCAAGUCGAAGGCCGCCAGCCCGCGCAAGCCCCCGAGGAGCGGAGACGAGGGGGCAGAAGGAGCUGACAGAAAAGAGAGCAAGGCGGAGGAGGAUGAAGACGGCGCGCAGCUGGGCUCCAAAUCCUUCCUGUCGGUGGUCAUUCCCAGGCUGGAGACGCUGCUUCACAGCAAGAAGAGGAAGCACAGCGGCAGCAGAGACAGCGAGGAGGAGGGGGGAGGAGAGGGGGAGCAUGAAGAGGAGGGAGAGUCCCCUGUGAAACGACUUGACACUGGCUUGUCGAGCGGUUUUCUGGAGGAGGAAGAGGAGAAGGAGCUAGAAGACUCUAGUAGAGCCAGUAGACCUGUGGAGCCACGAAGACGCUGUGCCUCUGAGUCCUCCAUCUCCUCAUGUAGCAGUCUGCCAGGAAGCACCAGCACAAUUCUCAGUCUUCCAAAAUGUGGGAAAGGGAAACCCGCCUUGGUCCGGAGAAACACUGUGGACGAUAAGAGCGAAUUAAUCGCCUGCAUCGAAACCGGGAAUUUUGCAAAAGCUGCACGGAUUGCUGCAGAGGUUGGCAACAGCAAUAUUUGGAUGCCCGCUAGUGCUGCAACAGUUGCAUUGGAACCCCUAAAGCUAGUUUGGGCCAAAUGUAGUGGAUACCCUUCCUACCCUGCCUUGAUCAUCGACCCCCACAUGCCGCGCGUGGGCUGCCAGCACAACGGGGUGUCCAUCCCCAUGCCCCCCAUGGACGUGCUCCGCAUUGGAGAACAGAUGCAGUACAAAGCCGAAGAGAAACUCUACCUCGUCCUCUUCUUCGACAACAAGCGCAGCUGGCAGUGGCUUCCUAGAUCCAAGAUGGUUCCUCUGGGAAUGGACAAGACCAUAGACAAAAUCAAAAUGAUGGAGGGGCGCACAUCCAGCAUUCGUAAGGCUGUCCAGAUCGCCUUCAGCCGUGCCAUGAACCACCUGAGCAUAGUGCAGGACGAGCCAGUCAGCGACCUCAGUGACGUGGACUGAUGACACUCGCUGACUUUCUCUCUCCUCACUCACAAACUUGUACCUCUCCUGUACCAAAUACCUUCCUCUGCCCCCCACCUCCAACACUCUCUCUGUCUCUGCAGGAGACUCAAAUGUUUACCGGGCACCUGCUGUAACAGGUGGUGUCUCUUCCUCAUCCAUUCCUACUCGCACACACUCCUACCACGUGCCGAUGGGAUACGGCUGCUGCUGAAAUGAAUGUGUCUAUCUAUCUAUCCUCUCCACCUCCAGGCUUGUAACUGUGCUUAGAGACUGCUCUUUAUGUCCUCCCUCCGUCACUCACUCCACCAAUCAUGACUGUCGUUUUCAUUCAUCAUUUCAAGGUAAAAACGUUAGUGAUUGAUUUCAUACAUUUUGGUAUCCUUACCAAAGGUGUCAUAGCGUCAGGACUUUGUAGUAAAACAAGAAAUAAAUACAGAUGUUACCUCUUAUCUGUAGUGCUAUUUAUCAGUCUAGAUUGUUUCGUUGUGAGUUGUCGAGUGUUGAAGGUAUCAGCUGUAGAGAUGUCUGCCUACUCUGCAGUAUAACAGGACCCGUGUUGCGCAAGUUACUCUUAAGUAAUAAUAUCACGUCACUUAUUACUCCCUGACAACAGUAAUUCCUGACACUACUCGUUAUAAUACUUUUCCGUUACGCCCCAUAAAAUUGGUAAUUGCGUAUCUCCCCAAAAUUGUACCUUGGUGUGAUUGUCAGGGUAAUUGCCGUUAAGUGUAGCUAAGGCUAGAUAGCUUCUACUUUACCUAGGGGGCUUCUGUUGCCUGUGACCGGUAUUUUCCUGAGGCUCUGCACGAAGGACGGAGAGCAACAUUUCAUCCACCACAAGCUUCAUUACUUCUUUCUAGCUACAGCUGUCCACGAGUAAAAUCCAGUUGUUGUUUAGCCAGAGCAGGACUACAGCCAACCGUCACGUUGUUGUGUUCUCGGUUGCAGUAGCUAAGGUGUUACAGAUCGGAGGUUUGAGGACGUGUUUUUCGCAGUGGAAAGAGUUUUAGUCAAACUACCUCGACACUACGACUACUUCCUUACUGCCCAACACUGAACAGAACUAAAUGGCACUCUGCGUUUGGUCCUCAAAAAGCGGCAAAAAUAAAUUUGAAAAUCUCAGCAGCAAAGUCUCUUUCCAGAAAUCAUGACCCAGUUGCUCAAGAUAAUCCACUGAACUUGUUGUGAGCAGUUUCAUGUAGGAACUAUUUUCUUUCUACCAAACUGCGCAGAAGGAAGUGUGCAUCUACUCGUGAAUGAGAUGUUGACAUUUAUGGCAGAAGGAAGUGUGCAUCUACUCGUGAAUGAGAUGUUGACAUUUAUGGCAGAAGGAAGUGUGCUGUAGAUGCACGCCUCGGUUAGCUGAUGUAAUUUGGUAGAAAGAAAACAGUUCCUACAUUACCUUGAGUAUCCAGGUCCUAAUUUCUGGCAAGAGACAUUAGGUGUUUCAGGACCAGAGGAACUUUUUCAUUCUUCAAAGAACCCCCCUUUUUGUAGUGUCGGUAUCACAAGAAUUAGGAAUGAUCGUAGUUUUUGAAACACCGCUUUGAGGGACUUUUUUAGCUCUUAGAGUAGGUGCUUUAGGAACCAUGAUCAACGUGAGUGGACAGGUAUUGGUCCAGACGACAUAGGUGUACAUUGAUUGGUUGAACACAUCCAAUGCAGCACUGGCAACCGCCAUUUUUUUAAAAGCCCAUUAGCCCAUUAUUAGUGCAAACAACAGAUAACACAGAAUACAAACAACCGUUGGUAAUGGCAAAAUUAAUGGAAGAAAAUACGCAAAUGGACAAACACCUAAGUUACUGAGCAUAUAUGUAACAAUAGAAAUACAAUCUAGAUUGAUAAGUAGCACUAUGGGUAAGAGGAAACAUGUAUUUUUUAUUUUGGGGUGAACUGCCACCUCAACACUGACUGUUAAAUUUUGGCUGUAGCUAACCAGUCCUUUAUUUUGGCAGGUAGCUGAUCAUCAUUUCUGUUACACGUUAUUAAAAAAAGAAGUAUCUAGUAGUUGUUGAAUUAACUGAUGUGGACAAAAACCAACAUUUCUUGCCCCGUGUGAAGGCUUUUCAGUUGUAACCAAAGCUUACGUUAUGUUAAGGUCACAUUUGCAUCCUGGUCCUCUCCAUUUGAAAAUACCUUCCUUUGUAUUUAAACUGUAAAUAAUCUGUACAGCUGCCUGACACUAACUUAUUUUGUAGUUUUGACAUCAAUGGGUACUGUACAGGAGUUUUCUUAGUAUUUAUACUUGAUGCAUUCUCGGCACUAACAUGUGAGUGCUAUUUUGACAGUGCUGUAUGAACAAGAAGAAUAAAAAAAGGUGCAAAAGCCUUAGUAUUAAUGAGAUUAGGGCUAAAAAUGUCAUCUUUCUGAAAAGUAUGAAAGUAUUCCCUUUUUUUUAAGUUAUUGAAGUUUAUAAUCAUAAGCUUCCAUUUGGCAUUAAUCCUUUUUGUAUUAAAAAUAGUUUUAGUAUAUUUUUGUUCAUAUAUAUUUAUAUGAUUUGAAUACACGGUUAUCCAGUAUGUAAGUCUCUGAAGCUCAUACAGGCAGUCUGAUGUUGUGGACCCAGAACGUAUAUUGUUCUCAAGAAACCAAAAAUGUUGCUACCCAGAAGUUUUUUGCCGAUUCAUUUUUUUCUGUGUGACGUGUGAAAUUGUUGCCAAAAAAGAAAACAAAAAAAGAAAAAAAAGUAAAGUGUAUUUUUAUGUGAUACAUCUGACUGUUACUUGGUUUUGCUGUAGUCGUAGGGAGACGUGCCUGCGGUAACUUAUUGUAAAGUAUUUGCAUUACUUUAUAUCCAAGGAAAGACGUGCAAACUGAUUGUGGUAAAGUGGCACAUUUUGUGGUGGAAACUUGCCUUCUUUUUAAGUAACCUUUUUCUAACUUUUUUUGUAGUUGUAGACUUCAAGACAUUUCAUUUUAUACUAUUGCCUAUUUUUUUUCUGGGUAGCAUUGGGUAGUUUUGGUAUAUUUCAUUUUGUACUUAACUGUAGUAGUUUUUUUAAUCAGGUCAUAUGAAAUAUUGCUGGGACUGUUUUUUUUCUAGCAAAAAAAUAAAAGAUACAAAUAUGAA
Molecule: messenger RNA, 7681 nt
Organism: Epinephelus lanceolatus (giant grouper)
Lineage: Eukaryota; Metazoa; Chordata; Actinopteri; Perciformes; Serranidae
Gene: brd1a
Product: bromodomain containing 1a
Biological process (GO): regulation of transcription by RNA polymerase II
Molecular function (GO): protein binding
Source: RefSeq, a predicted model, not a curated record